Passer montanus (Eurasian tree sparrow) is the source of this 2949-nucleotide messenger RNA. RefSeq names its product semaphorin 4A (gene SEMA4A). Gene Ontology annotation, molecular function: chemorepellent activity; semaphorin receptor binding. Lineage: Eukaryota; Metazoa; Chordata; Aves; Passeriformes; Passeridae. The record is from RefSeq and is a predicted model, not a curated record. The transcript has 15 exons. Gene Ontology annotation, biological process: negative regulation of axon extension involved in axon guidance; axon guidance; positive regulation of cell migration. The coding region runs from base 563 to 2869 and encodes 768 amino acids.
GGUUGAAGCUCAGCUGCACGGGGCUGUUAGUUGGGCUGCCCCUGGGGCUGUUUUUGGGGAGCCCUGCUCCCCCCUGGGGGCUGGUUUUCUGGCUGAUGCCUCUCCCCAUGGGGCUGUUUUUGGGGAUGAUGCUCAGGCCUGCACAACCCACAGGACAAAUACCAUUGCAUCCCUCACCCCAAAGAUUUCCCCAGCAAGCAAAGCCGGCCAUCUGGUCACACAUUUUUCCCCCUGUGGAGCAUCAGAGCUCCCUGCUUCCAUCCCAGCUGCCUCCAGCAGGCUCCGCUGCUGCCGUGCGGGGGUGCGAGGCAGGGGAGGCGGGCGCAGGCACCCACUGCCCCAACCUGCCGGGGCUCGUCCUCUUCCAGCAGGACUUUCAGGUUCCCGCAGUCCCGGCGGAGCCACGCAGGGCUGGGCCGGGCUGGGCCGGGCUGCAGCGAGCCCAGCACGGGCCGGGAGCUCGGCAGCAGCCGGCUGCGGGGCAUGGGCCCGCGGGAGACCCCCGGCCGCAGCCCCCGGGGCUCGGGCACCCGCCCGGUGCCCCCGCGCCAGGGCUGGAGGGAUGGUGGUGGGACCCUCCCGGGGCGCCCCCCUGGCGCCCCCCGCCUUGCCCGCCGCCCUCCGCCUGCUCUGCGGGGUGGUGGUCCCGGCUGCCCUGCUCUGCGCCGAGCCCCUGCCCCGCGUCACCUUCCCCAGCGGGGACCCCCGGCGGACCCUCACCCACUUCAGCCAGGACAACGUCUCCCAUUAUGACAUCUUCCUCCUGGAUGGGAGCGAGGAGGAGCUCUACGUGGGGGCACGCGACUGGGUGCUGGCCCUCGCUGUUGGCACCCCUGGCAGCAUCCGUGCCAAGGCCUCGAUAAUGUGGGGGCCCACAGAUGAGAAAACCUCCGAAUGCGCUUUCAAGAAGAAGAGCCAAGAGACUGAGUGCUUCAACUUCAUCCGAGUCCUGGUGGCCCUGAACCAGACCCACCUGUACGCCUGUGGCACCUACGCCUUCAGCCCCGCCUGCACCUACAUUCACCUGGAAAACUUCACCCUGGUGGCCGGUGGCAGAGGACAAUCCUUCCUGGACGGGAAGGGGCAGUGCCCCUUCGAUCCCCAGCACACUUACACGGCCCUGCUGGUGGACGGAGAGCUCUAUGCUGGCACCAUGAACAACUUCCAGGGCAACGAGCCCAUCAUCUCCCGCUCGCUGGGCACCCGCACCCUGCUCAAGACGGACGCCUUCCUCCGCUGGCUCUCGGCCGACGCCGCCUUCGUGGCCUCCUUCAGCGUCCCUGGGGAUGACAAGGUCUACUUCUUCUUCGAGGAGACAGCGGAUGAGUUUGACUUCUUUGAGAGGCUCCUGGUGCCACGGGUGGCCCGUGUGUGCAAGAGCGAUGUAGGGGGGGACAAGGUGCUGCAGAAGAAGUGGACAACUUUCCUGAAGGCGCAGCUGGAGUGCUCCCAGGCUGGCCGCUUCCCCUUCAACGUCAUCCACCACGCCUUCGCCCUGCCCCGCCGCCACGGCGGCGCCGACUUCUACGCCGUGUUCGCCUCGCAGUGGCAGGCGGGCACGGCGGGCAGCGCCGCCGUCUGUGCCUACAGACAGGAGGAUCUGGAGAAGGUCUUCGAGGGCAAGUACAAGGAGCUGAACAAGGAGAGCUCUCGCUGGACCGUCUACAGUGGCCCCGACAUGAGUCCCCGGCCUGGCAGUUGCUCCAUGGGUGCCUCCUCGGACAAAGCCCUGUCCUUCAUGAAGGACCAUUUCCUGAUGGACGGGAAGGUGUCACCCCUGCAGGGGCAGCCUCUCCUGGUGAAGUCGGAUGUCACCUACACGCGCAUCGCCGUGCACGAGACCCGCGGCGUGCGGGGCACCCCGUAUCGUGUCAUGUUCCUGGCCACAGCCGAGGGUUUCCUGCACAAGGCAGUGCAGCUGUCGGAGGGUGCCCACAUCGUGGAGAGCAUCCAGCUCUUUGCAGUGCCAGAGCCAGUGAGGAACCUGCUGCUGGCGCCAGGGAAGGGCAUCCUCUACGUGGGCUACUCCAGAGGAGUCCUGCAGGUCCCGCUGGCCAACUGCAGCCUGCACCGGAGCUGCGCCGAGUGCGUGCUGGCACGGGACCCCUACUGCGCCUGGCACAGCCCCCAGGGCUCCUGCCAGCCCGCCCGCCUCGCCCCCGAGAACACGAGCGCCUGGCUGCAGGACGUCGAGACGGGGAGCCCGGUCACCGCGUGCCACCGCGGGAGGAGCGCAGCCGUGCCCCGCUCCCGGGGGGCACCGGAGGGUCCCGCUGUCCAGGGGCUCAGCCCCCCUCUGAACGCCGUGGUCCAGCUGCCGUGCCCCCACCACUCCUCGCUGGCCACCUACAGCUGGCAGCAGCCCGACGGUGCCCGCGGGCACACGGUGCUGCAGCCCGACCGCACGCUGGUGCUCGUCAUGCAGCCGGCAGCCGCCGGCACCUACAAGUGCCAGGCCACGGAGAACGGCUACACCUGGACCGUGGCUCACUACCAGCUCGGGGACUCCGGCGGGGCCGCGCCGGGCCAGCGGGGCUCGGCCCCCCGCUCCUACUGGCCGGAGCUGGUCACCGUGGCCGUGCUGCUGGCCGUGACGCUGGCCAUGGCCGCCGGCCUGGCCCUCGCGGCCUGCCGCGAGCAGCUCAGGGCUCGCAGCAAGGUGAGGGGCUGCGGCGCGCCCCACAGCCCCCCGGCCCGCCACCGGGAGAAGGUGCCCCUCAACGGGGGCACCGGAGAGCCCCCCGCGCCCGGAGGCGCCGCCGAGGAGGAGGAGGAGGACGAAGGCUCCCAGGCUUGCUGCCUGCAGCUGGAUGGGGACACGGAUGUGGAGAACAACCGGCUCCACGUGCCGGUGGGGGACACGGCGUGACGCUGCCAGGGGGUCAGGGGUGGGGCUGUGAAAGGGGUUUUUUUGGUUUUGUUUUAUUUAAUACACCUGGUUUAAUGUAA